Messenger RNA from Spodoptera frugiperda (fall armyworm), 2071 nucleotides. RefSeq lists its product as uncharacterized. Gene Ontology annotation, molecular function: phosphatidylinositol bisphosphate binding. Lineage: Eukaryota; Metazoa; Arthropoda; Insecta; Lepidoptera; Noctuidae. The record is from RefSeq and is a predicted model, not a curated record. The coding region runs from base 132 to 1991 and encodes 619 amino acids. The transcript has 14 exons. Gene Ontology annotation, cellular component: membrane.
CAAGUGUAGUACUGCCAGGUGGAUUAAAUGGUAGAUAGCUAAUCUAAUACCAUUACAAUUAUCACACGUUCGAUAUUUUAUCGUUGUAGAGUUGUAUUAGUUCUUUGUCUGGUUGGACGUUUCUGGGCAAAAUGUCUGUGAGGCCGCUGACUCCUGCUUUAGAGAAGAUGGCUCGUGAGGAGCUGAAUGAGGAUCCGAAGAGGCUGAAGGAUGACCUGCAGAGUAUCAAGGACUGGUUGGCGAAGCAGCCACACUUGAAGGCCAGGACAGAUGACCAAUGGCUGGUGGCGUUCCUCCGUGGUUGCAAGUUCAGUUUGGAGAGAACGAAAGAGAAGUUGGACCUCUACUACUCUAUCCGCACCACGGCACCUGAACUCUUCCGUAUUAGGCACACAGAUCCAAUCUUUGAAGAAAUUCUCAAAAUGGGUGUGUUCAUCAUACUACCUAAGGCGCCGGGUCCCGACGCACCACAGACGUCAAUCAUCAGACCGGCUCUGUACGACCCCAACAAGUACAACAUCUUAGAAAUUAUGUCUGCCACUAACGUGUUGAUGAGGAUUCUGUUGAUGGAGGAUGACAAUGCCACAGUGGCUGGUGGCCAGAGCAUCUUAGAUUUGGAGGGAGUAACCAUGGCGCACUUCAUGCAGAUGACGCCAGUCACCAUGAAGAAGAUGGUGGUCUUAGGACAGGAUGCAUCGCCCAUGCGUAUGAAAGGAACACACUACUUGAACACACCUCCAGGUUUUGAAACGGUCUUCAACGUAAUGAAAGGAUUGUUAAAUGAGAAAAACAGAAACAGAUUGUUCGUCCAUAACAAGAACUAUGACGCACUCUACAAAUACAUUCCUAAAGAUGUGUUGCCAGCGGAGUAUGGUGGAAAUGCCGGCACAAUUGAAUCAAUCACAGAUUACUGGAGGAAUAAGGUGAAGGAAUACAGUGAUUGGCUUGAUGAAGACAACCAGUACUGCAGUGAUGAGUCAAAGCGACCAGGCAAGCCCAAGACUGCGGAAGACAUGUUCGGUCUCGAGGGCUCAUUCAGACAACUCCAAGUGGAUUUUACCAAAAUGCAAGUGAGGCCUCUAUCACUUGCUUUGCAAGAAAAGGCUGCAUUAGAAUUGUACGAGACGCCAAAUAAACUUGAACACGGAUUGAAAGAAUUAAAGGAAUGGAUCAGUCAACAGCCUCAUUUGAGGGCUCGAACAGAUGAUCAAUGGUUAGCUGCAUUCCUGAGAGGAACCAAGCAUAAUUUGGAUCGAGCCAAGCAGAAGUUAGAUCUGUACUAUUCCUUAAGAACAGUAUCGCCUGACUUGUUUAAGUUCAGACAUACUGACCCACGGUUUAAAUAUUUAGUGCAGACUGGGGCUGCUUUAAUAUUACCGAAGCUGGCGACCCCGUUGUCCCCUCGUGUGGUCCUCAUCAAACCCAGCCUCUACGAUCCGAGCGAGAUUCAUCCAACCGACGUCUUUUCUUGUGCACAUCUUUUUCAACAGAUUAUGUAUUUAGAAGAUGACGCAUUUAUGGUGAACGGCACCAUACAUGUGAUGGACAUUGAGGGAAUCACCAUGGCUCACAUUAUGGGGAUGACGCCGACCCUACUGAAGAAGCUGGUGAUUGCUGGACAGGAUGCCUCACCACUAAGACUGAAAAGUUUACACAUCAUAAACAGCUUGUCAAUUUUGGAGAAAUUAUUUACGUUGGUGAAAAAACUUCUCAACGAGAAACAUAGGAAAAAACUCUUCAUACACAGCAAGGAUUUGAGCGCACUGCAUAAUUACGUUCCUCCUGAAAUAUUACCUGCGGAGUAUGGCGGACAGGGAGGGAGCAAACAGGAGAUAAUAGAUUAUUGGCUCAAGAAAGCAGAUCAAUAUGGAGAUUGGUUUGAUGAAGAUAUGGCGUUUGGGACGGAUGAAAGCAAGCGUCCGGGUAAAGAGAAAACAACAGAAGAUAUGAUCGGAGUCCAGGGAUCUUUUAGGCAAUUAACUGUGGAUUAGAGUAUUACAGUACCUAAUAUUAUUAUGUACGAUUUAUGAAAAAACUUAUGUGAUUUGAUUAAAAUAAUUCGAGAAAACUA